AUGUCCAGAAGAAGUUUGAUGAGAAAUGUAAGCUCAUUGUUCAAAGAUAUGAUUCAACAACUGAAGACUGAACUAGAAAAAAUUGAAUGUUUGCAUUACUGUAGAUUGUUGGAGUAUUUUCCACAGGUAAAAUAUUAUUUUUAAAUUAUCAAAAAAAAUAAAAUUUUUAUUGUUAUUUAAUAAUAUUAAACCUAUAUUUACAAAAUAAAUUCAUUGUAGAUCAUAUAUGGGUUUUACAGUUCAUUGGCUGAACCCAAUUACAUUGGAACGUAAUUCCCGUGCACUUGCUUGUAGACAUAUGUUAGGGAGGCAUACAUAUGAUAAUUACAGCAGAAAUAAUUGAAAAAGUUCUUACAGAAUUUGAUAUACAGUUUAAAACCACUGUAAUUGUCACAGAUACCUCAGGACAUUUUGUGAAAGCAUUCAAAUAAUAUAUAUUUUAGAAUUGCCUAUUUGUAUUAGUUAUGAAUGUUAUGAUUUAUAAUGUAUUUUAACAAAUUCAUGAUGAUCAUACACCAACAUUUUAAAUUUUAUUUAAAAUUGUAAUUUACAAUAUACAUACAGUUUUGAUAAUCAGAUUUUAUUUUAUCUUUUUCAACAGUAUAAAAAAUAUUAGAAUUAAUUAAUCGCUAAACGCUGGUGUACGGUCAUAGUUUGUUUUUACUUUUUAUAAUAUAUACUAAUUGUACAUAUUUAUAUCUUGUUAUUUUUUGUAAUAGUUAUUAAUUUUAUUUUUAUAAUUACAAUUAUUAUUACAAGUUGUUCAAUUUUAAAUGUAUUUAUUUUUAUCUCAGAGUGUAUGGUGCUAAUAAUGAAAUUGAUGAUAGUGAUUAUAAUACUGAAAUGCGUGAAAUUGAAUAUGGUGAAAUAUUGAGAACCGUAAAUAUCACUGAAAUACUUGAUGGUCAAAUUGGUCAAAAUAUAAAUGAUAUGUUAGAUAUAAAAUUACUGAAACAUCAAAAAUGUGCAGCGCACAAUUGA
Cinara cedri is the source of this 981-nucleotide messenger RNA. The record is from the annotation of a GenBank genome assembly. Lineage: Eukaryota; Metazoa; Arthropoda; Insecta; Hemiptera; Aphididae.